Cydia fagiglandana is the source of this 1750-nucleotide messenger RNA. Its product is annotated as integrin beta-6-like. NCBI's taxonomy places the organism in Eukaryota, Metazoa, Arthropoda, Insecta, Lepidoptera, Tortricidae. The transcript is spliced from 7 exons. Gene Ontology annotation, biological process: cell adhesion mediated by integrin; integrin-mediated signaling pathway; cell-matrix adhesion. Bases 103 to 1458 code for a protein of 451 amino acids. Gene Ontology annotation, cellular component: focal adhesion; cell surface; integrin complex. Gene Ontology annotation, molecular function: integrin binding. The record is from RefSeq and is a predicted model, not a curated record.
GCUCGCGGGACUUUAACCGGCAUUCGACUAACGUCAAGUUCGAAAUUUAAAAGUAUAAAAAGUUUUAACGGUCUUUCUAUUUUUUCGUAUAGUGUUUUUGUAAUGACUAUAAAAAUGGGUUUACGGUGUUUUCUGGUGUUAGUGUCUAUGAUUCAUUUUGGUUGUGCACUGGAGUGCCACAACGUUUUUAGCGUAGAAAAAACAACUUGCGAUGAGUGUAUCAGAUGUGGUGGGAUAUGGUGUUCGGAUCCUAAAGAGGAUAAAAAGUGCAAAAACCCGUUAAAUGCAUUAGGAGACGAGUGGUGUCCGGGUCACAAGGAAAAAGCUCACGUCGAGACCAUCGCUCGUGACGGCUUGAUGUUCAGCCCAGAGUACCUGGAACAGGUGGCUGAAAUUAACUCGGCGAAGGUCACUCCUCUGAAGCUUAAUGGAUACCGCCCAGUGAAAGGAAUCCAGCAAAAGCCGCGUUACAACGUUUACAACACGACGCAACCGUCAGGAAAAUCGAGCGUUUUUGUAAAAUUAGAUAUGAUUAACAAUAAACUACAAGUUAUUACAACGGUGAAAGAAGGAUUUUGCUCGCAGAAUUCGCCAAAGUUCGAGUAUGUUUUUGUGGAAGUGGGUAUAGAGGGUGUUGAGAAGAAGGCUGUGCUGAAGUAUGUGGUGCCGUGCGGGUGCGGGUGCUCGGGGGAGGUGGUCCCGGCUGACCAGGAGUACUGCCACGGGUUCGGCAACUUGACCUGCGGAGCGUGCCAAUGCAACGACGACAGGAAAGGAAAGUUUUGUGAGAAGAAAAACUGCCAAGACCGCGGAGAUGUAUCAACGUCUUGCAUUGGAUCUUCAAACACCAAGGAGCAGUGCUCAGGAAACGGCGUUUGUGAUGAAUGCAACAAAUGUCAGUGUUACGACGAACCCACAAUACAAGGAUCACAAUAUUUCGACCCAGACAAUGAUUGCAAAGAUCUCUGCACGACCAUCAACUACUCUGAGUGCCACGUUGACUGUUUAAUAAGCAAUACAGAAGGGCCUUGCGAAGCCUGUGGCGGCCAUGAUUUCAUCCAGAGCUGGAAUGAGACUCUGCUGGAUCAGAGGGAUGAAUUUAAUAGAAAAAUGUGGGUAAAUUGUAGCGUGAAUUCAGAGGGCAGAAUACUAGUAUAUUGGGCCAUGAAAAUUAACACAUUCAUCUACAUGAUGCGGAAUGAUCAGGCAGACUCUGGUGCACUCGUCAACACCGCUGGCCGAAACGUGACGAUCCCAGUGGUGAUCGGAUUAAUAGCCGCGAUAGCGGCAGCAGUAGCCGCCGCUGUCGGCUACGUCAUGUGGAAGGGACAGGGGGCGCUGCCCGCGGCUGGCUCGAACUACGCCAACAUCGAGCCUGAAGACAGUGUAGGAGUCAACCCGUUGUACAAGCCCCCGACGUCAUCGUUCAAGAACCCCAUGUAUGCUGCGAAGUCUUAAUGGUGUUACCUGCUUGAAUCAUCGACCGAGGGGCCCGAGGUUCCGGAUCUGAGCAUCGCUAACGGUUACUCCUUAGCUUCGGAACAAACGAAGAUCUCGUUCGUUCAUCGUCUGGAUUUCACCCUCAGCAAUUCCACUGCCUGUGAUCGACGCUAUAAUAAAAACAAAUGAACUCGUCCGGUGUUCGUGUCACAAAUGUGCUCAUAUUUAGUGUUAGGUUAUUAUAGGUCAUAUUACGAGCGUGUAAAGUGCACUGUUACAGGUGAAGCAACUGUAUUGUUAUGAUUAGUGC